This is a messenger RNA of Moneuplotes crassus, 638 nucleotides long. NCBI's taxonomy places the organism in Eukaryota, Ciliophora, Spirotrichea, Euplotida, Euplotidae. The record is from the annotation of a GenBank genome assembly.
AUGUGCAAUAAAUGGAUAUCCAAGGAUCAGUUGGAUUAUUACAAUCUGGAUGAGAUAGUAAGUGCCUUUCCAGAUCCCUUCUGCUCUAGAGAGGAUCAGGUAUAUUCCUGGUAUAAAUAGAAGAAUAUUCAUCUUCACUGAAAUUGCAAAUGCAAAAAGGAAUACUGCCAUUUGGUUCUUACUUUUAAGCAAUAGCGAUGCAAUCAUUGAAGCAUCUGAGCAUGUAGAUUGAGUGGACCCUUUUUGAGAUUAUAAAUAGACCGACUACCCACCAUUUGCCAGGAUUCAUGACUAAGCCUCUUUCAUAUAUUUUCACAACAACGAAGAUUUGUCAUACAUAGAUUACUAAGAAUAUCCAUUGAGCAAGUAGGAUAUUUUUCCCAAGUUCUGUGAAGUAAUAAAAAACUGUAAAAAUAUACACGUGUCCUGCUGGAUAUACUAAUGGCCCUGUUCCGCCUCUAAUUUUGAUGUAAUCCCUCUCGCCUCCAAGGAAGGUUUCUACCUGCUCCAUGUAUGCUACCCAGUCAAUUUCUGUGUAAGGAAUCUUGAUGAUGAUAAGUGCUCCAAGAGCAAUUUCGGCAAGGAUUAGAAAGUAAAUGAAUUUACUUUCAAUGAAAUCCAUGAUGGAUUUGAUCUUU